Messenger RNA from Drosophila kikkawai, 725 nucleotides. RefSeq names its product succinate dehydrogenase assembly factor 2-B, mitochondrial. Lineage: Eukaryota; Metazoa; Arthropoda; Insecta; Diptera; Drosophilidae. The record is from RefSeq and is a predicted model, not a curated record. Gene Ontology annotation, cellular component: mitochondrion. Gene Ontology annotation, biological process: protein-FAD linkage; mitochondrial respiratory chain complex II assembly; mitochondrial electron transport, succinate to ubiquinone.
UUAUAUCAUUGUUAUUCUUCGAGUGGUCUUUUGUUUUUUAACAUGCUGCGACAGUUUUUGGUAUCUACAGUGGGCCGUCGCCUGGCGUUGCCUAUGUUUGCUCAAAAUCGUUCUGCCAGCAAUUUGGACAAAACGGAAUUCACAACGCCCGGCGAGAUUGUGGACUACGAUGAUCCGCCGCACCUGCCCGUGCCGGAGUAUCCAGCCCGUCCUGAUGAGCCCCUGGAAACACGCAAGCAGCGACUCCUCUAUCAGAGCCGUAAGCGCGGCAUGCUGGAGAAUGAUCUCCUGCUGAGCACCUUUGUGGCCAAGUUCCUAAAGGACUUCAAUGCCGAUCAGACCGCUCAGUAUGAUCGUUUAAUUAAUGGGGUUAGCAACGAUUGGGAUAUAUUCUAUUGGGCCACCGAAACCAAGCCCACGCCUCCGGAAUUCGAUACGGAAAUAAUGAGAAUGCUCAAGGAGCAUGUCAAGAACGCGGAGAAGGUGCAGCGAAUUAGGCAGCCGGAUUUGUAAAUGUAAAUAUCGAGCUAAAACUGCAUUUUUUUGUAAUAUUAAAACCUCUGUUUUUGUUCUAAUUUAUAAAAAUAUUUAAACAUAAUUUUACUAAAUUUUUCCCAUUUUAAUGCCACAAGAUUAAAGAUCAAAGUUUUCUUUAAUUUCUAUUGGUGAAAUGAUUAAAAUUUGGAUAAAAUUUUGAGGAGUAAAUAAAUAAGAAUACUUGUAAA